UUUUCAAGCAGAAUCAGAAAUGAGUUUCUGAAACAGGAUGAAAAUGAUAGCAUUCAACAAUUAUAGUCAUUAUUAAUAUAAUAUAUUCUGACCUUCCCAUCUAGAUGGAGAUAUGCCCAGCUGAUCUUAUAAAUAGGAAGGUGUUGUUCAAGGAUUAUCACUAAGAGCUCAUAUAUAGCUCCAGUCUGAUUUGUUGGGGCGAAAUAUUAUUAUAUAUUCCUGCUAAAUGGGCAGAUCUCCUAGUCCCAGCGACGAAUGUGUAAAGAAAGGGCCAUGGACUCCAGAAGAGGAUAAAAUAUUGAUGGACUAUAUUCGCGAAAAUGGAGGGCACGGAAGCUGGAGAGCACUUCCCAAGCUAGCUGGUUUGAACAGGUGCGGUAAGAGCUGCAGGCUGAGGUGGACUAAUUAUCUGAGGCCUGAUAUUAAGAGAGGUAAGUUCUCAGAUGAAGAAGAGCGGAUGAUCAUCAACCUACAUUCGGCAAUUGGAAACAAGUGGUCCCAAAUUGCUGCUCAUCUUCCAGGAAGGACUGACAACGAGAUCAAGAACUUCUGGAAUACCCAUGUCAGAAAGAAGCUUGUCAACAGUGGCAUUGAUCCCAAAACACAUGAACCUCUGAUAAUUAACCAUCUCAAUAGUUUUCUAGCUAAUUACUCACAGUUGCUAUCGUCCCCCUCAAACUUAUCCAACUUAGUGAUCGCAAAUCCUCUGGAAAGUGCACUCGCUGGCCUGAGAUCAUUCCUUCCUCAACCUGCACCCAAUAUCCAACUCUUGCAAAACUUAUGGCAGAUCGUAAAUUGUACCAAUCCACUCCCAAAUGCCAUUCAAAAAAAUAGUCUCUUACAAUCCUCUUUGCUAUCCAAAUGCAGUGGCCUUAAAAAUAUUGGAAGCAGUGUUACUGAUAACCAAAAUUCAUUUACCUACGCAAACACGAAUGUCCAUCCUCAAAGGUUAGGUGAAGAUUUUGCCAACAACAACUCAUCCGAGUUCCACAUAAUAGGCGGAUUAAGGCAAGAAUUUUCUCAUAAAGACGCAAUUAGAAACAGUUCUCAGAAGGAAAACAUGCUUCCUUCACUAGUUUCAGCAACUGAUACCGGGUCUUCUGGUGUCACUCAAAUGAAUGAAGCUCGUUUCUCGACUGAAACAGCAGCUGCCUCAAAUAUGUUUGGAAAUUGGGAAGAGCGACUGGAUGACGAAGAUUGGGGUAAUGACUUCUGGGAAGAUCUGAUAAAAGAUCUCUAGGGUUUAUGAACGUAAUUUUACAUAUUCAUUACCAUUGAAAGGAUGUUAUGUGCCUAGUGAAUCUAAUUUCAUCAAUUUCAUUAAUAUGUUUACCAAAUUAAAAUUACCACAUGCAGAUGUGAGAUGUAUAAAAUAACACAAAUUCAAUAUAUGCAUAUGUGAGGAGUUUCUGGAAGAACAGA
Daucus carota subsp. sativus is the source of this 1422-nucleotide messenger RNA. RefSeq names its product transcription factor MYB41. The coding region runs from base 227 to 1240 and encodes 337 amino acids. The record is from RefSeq and is a predicted model, not a curated record. Lineage: Eukaryota; Viridiplantae; Streptophyta; Magnoliopsida; Apiales; Apiaceae. The transcript is spliced from 2 exons.